This is a messenger RNA of Fragaria vesca subsp. vesca, 2960 nucleotides long. Its product is annotated as TPR repeat-containing thioredoxin TTL1-like. Lineage: Eukaryota; Viridiplantae; Streptophyta; Magnoliopsida; Rosales; Rosaceae. Gene Ontology annotation, cellular component: cytoplasm. Gene Ontology annotation, molecular function: protein binding. The record is from RefSeq and is a predicted model, not a curated record. The transcript is spliced from 8 exons. The coding region runs from base 331 to 2307 and encodes 658 amino acids.
UCUCUCUCUCUCUAAACAAAACACCCUUCACAUUCAUUCUUUGCUUCUUCCCUUUUUUUCUUAUAUCACGAGAUCCCCAUCUCGGCCCUUUCUCUCAAUCUCUCUUUCUUUAAUGUCUUCUUCUUCUUCCUCCUCACAGCCUCUUCUUCUUCAGCUGCUUCUGGGUUUGUCUUUUUCUUGCACCCAUUGUUGUUCUUGGAGUAAAGGCCUCACUGGGUCUCACAUUGCUCACUCUCUGUGAAAAAAUCUCCAAAUUCGAAACACACAGACUGAAAAAAGAUUCAACCUUUAUUUUUUCUUUUUUUCCUCGCCGGAGUUUUGUUAUCGGAAAUGUCGCACUCCGGGAAGCCCAUUUCGGAGACAGGAGGAGGAGUCGACUCGCUCUCGGAUCGCCUCCGUGAGUCACUGAGUUGCGAGGCCAACAAGCCCGAUUUCCGAGAACUCGAUCUGGGCUCGCCCGUUUCGCCACUCCGGACCCACCAGAGUGGAGGCCUCGCCGCCGCCGCCGCCACAAGCAGCAGCUCCAGUUCGUCCGGAUCGGUCUCGGGUCGGAACCCGGUUGCCAAGAGAUCCGGUUCCGGUUCGGGGCCCACCACCACCAACAAGAGCCAUUCCGGCGAGCUCUCCCGGUCCAGCGAGAGCAGUCCCACGAACAGUUCCAAACCGGGUCAUAGGAGAUCCAAUUCCGGGUCAGCCCACCCGUUAAUCUACUCGGGUCAGAUCUCCUCCUCCUCCGCCGUCAACUCGUCUCCGAGAUCGAAUGUUCUCCCCACCGGGAACAUCUGCCCGUCCGGGAAGAUCCUCAAGGCGGGUAUGGUGCCCAAUCGGAGCUCCAGAACCGACGUCUUGGGCUCCGGGACGGGCGGAGACUUGAAGAGAGUGAUGGAGCCGGAAGAGGUCAAGAGAGCUGGGAAUGAGCAUUACAGAAGAGGCAAUUUUGCGGAGGCUUUGAGCUUGUAUGAUCGGGCAAUCGCUUUGUCUCCGGCCAAUGCCGCUUACCGGAGCAACCGUGCUGCGGCAUUGACCGGCCUAGGGCGGCUGGGGGAGGCGGUGAGGGAGUGUGAGGAGGCUGUCAAGUUGGAUCCCAAUUAUGGCAGAGCUCACCACCGUUUGGGGUGUUUGUUUGUUAGGUUAGGGCAGGUCGAGGAUGCCAGGAGGCAUCUAUGUUUUCCAGGGCUGCAGCCCGAUGCGGCUGAGUUACGGAAAUUAGAGGUAGUAGAGAAGCAUCUUAAAAAAUGCACAGAUGCCCGCCGUGUAGGAGAUUGGAAAAGUGUAUUGAGGGAAAAUGAUUCUGCCAUUGCUGCUGGAGCUGACUUUUCUCCCCAGCUCUCUAUGUGUAGAGCGGAAGCACAUUUGAAGCUCUACCAAAUUGAUGAUGCUGAAUCAGUCGUAUCAAACAUACCCAAAUUAGACACUUAUAUGACCUCCUCACAAUCUAAGUUCUUUGGGAUGCUUUCUGAAGCAUACACUUACUUUGUCUUGGCCCAAAUUGAGAUGGCAUUUGGAAGGUUUGAGAAUGCAGUUACUGCUGCUGAGAAAGCUGGAAAGAUUGACCCCCGAAACCUUGAAGUUGCUUCACUGCUUCAAAAUGUGAGAAUGGUGGUGAGAGCUCGUGCCCGUGGCAAUGAUCUCUUCAAAUCCGAAAGGUUCACUGAAGCAUGCUUAGCAUAUGGAGAUGGCCUGAGACUUGAUCCUUCAAACUCUGUUCUAUAUUGCAACAGAGCAGCUUGUUGGUUUAAGCUUGGGAUGUGGGAGCAUUCCAUUGAAGACUGCAAUCAGGCCCUAUGUAUUAAACCGAAUUACUCAAAAGCUCUUCUUCGAAGGGCUGCAUCAAACAGCAAGCUUGAAAGAUGGGUAGAUGCUGUUAGAGACUAUGAGGUUUUGAGGAGGGAGCUUCCUGAUGACAACGAAGUGGCUGAAUCAUUGUUUCAUGCUCAAGUUGCAUUGAAAAAAUCUCGUGGGGAAGAAGUGCAUAAUAUGAAGUUUGGGGGUGAAGUAGAAGAAAUAUUGGGUCUUGAGCAGUUCAGAGCUGCAAUAUGUUUACCAGGUGUCUCCGUGGUCCAUUUCAAAGCAGCAUCUGAUUUGCAAUGCAAGCAAAUAUCACCUUUUGUGGACACGCUCUGUGCCCGCUAUCCAUCCAUAAAUUUCCUCAAGGUUGACAUUGAAGAAACCCCAGCAGUUGCGAACAUUGAAAAUGUAAAGAUUGUACCAACAUUCAAGAUAUACAAACAUGGUAGCCGGGUGAAGGAAAUGGUGUGCCCCUGUCGUGAAAUGUUAGAACACUCGGUCAGGCAUUAUAGCUUUUAGAACUUAGAAAACUGUACUGUAAUUCUGCUUCAUCUCUGCUGUAUUUUUGCAUUUUUCUUGCUGCUUUCCAACCCCCAGUUCGAUAGGGAGCUCUUCCUCACAUCCCCUUCCAUUCAGCCUCCCCUGUCUAUUUACCAGCUACCUGUGCCAUAAUCAAUAUCACCAAAAAAUUCAGUUACCAGCCAAUGCCAUUGGGUUCCAGAGAAGUAGCUUAGUUCCUUUCUCAGUUUUCAUUUAUUCAUUCAUUCCUCAUUGCUCUCUGGUUCCAGUUCUUCCUCCUUUUUCCACCUCUCUCGUCGUCAUAUAAAAUGUAGGCUGGCCUGGAUACUGUUUACCCAGUUCCAGAAAAAAAAAUCCAUGUACAAUUGUUUAGUUCACCCUUGAGUGGGUUAGAGAGGUUGAGAGAGAGAGAGAGAAAGGGAGAGAGUGAGGGGGGUGAGAGAGGGUGAGUGAAGGAGUGGGAGGGAGAAAGAGAUGGCUGGCUGGUUGUAGAAGAGGAUUUGUACAUGUAUAUAUGUGAUAAUACAUGACAAAAAAAAGAAAAGAGAAUGGAAGUAUGGGAGGGGAUUAGAUGUCUGGUGGGUACUUACUGGGUUAGUGAAAGAAGAAUGUCUAUGAAUAUGUUACAUUAUUAUCAUCAUGAUGACUAUGAA